UUCUCCUGUCCUGUCUGCGGGAAGGCCUUCAAACAUUCCUCCCACCUGUUGGCCCACCAGCAGAACCACACGGGGGAAAGGCCCUUCAGCUGCCCAGAGUGCGGGAAGGCCUUCAGCACAUCCUCCCAUCUGCUGACCCACCAGCGGGUCCACAUGGGGGAAAGGCCCUUCAGCUGCCCCGAGUGCGGGAAGGCCUUUACCCAGGCUUCCACCCUGCUGACCCACCAGCGGGUCCACACGGGGGAGAGGCCCUUCAGCUGCCCCGAGUGCGGGAAGGCCUUUACCCAGGCUUCCUCCCUGCUGAGGCACCAGCGUGUCCACACGGGGGAAAGGCCCUUCAGCUGCCCUGAGUGUGGGAAGGGCUUCAGACAUUCCUCCACCCUACUGACCCACCAACGGGUCCACACGGGGGAGAGGCCGUUUACUUGCUCUCAGUGCGGGAAGGGUUUCACCUGCUCCUCCCAUCUGCUGACCCACCAGCAGGUCCACAUGGGGGAGACGCCCUUCACCUGCUCUCAGUGCGGGAAGGGCUUCAGGUAUUCCUCCCACCUGCUGAGGCACCAGCGAGUCCACACAGGGGAGAGACCAUUCAGCUGCCCCGAGUGUGGGAAGGCCUUCAGCAAUUUCUCCACCCUGUUGGCCCACCAGCGGGUCCAAAUGGGGGAGAGACCAUUCACCUGCUCUCAGUGCGGGAAAGGCUUCACCUGCUCCUCCGCCCUGCGGAGCCACCAGCAUGUCCACACGGGGGAGAGACCCUUCAGCUGCCCAGAGUGUGGGAAGGCCUUCAGCAAUUCCUCCCACCUGCUGACCCACCGACGGGUCCACACAGGGGAAAGGCCCUUAAGCUGCCCUGAGUGUGGGAGGGCUUUUAGCGAUUCCUCCUCCCUGCGGAGGCACCAGCGGGUCCACAUGGGGGAGAGGCCGUUCACCUGCUCUCAGUGUGGGAAGGCCUUCAGUGAUUCCUCCCACCUGCUGACCCACCAGCGGGUCCACACCGGGGAGAGGCCCUUCAGCUGCCCUGAGUGUGGGAAGGCCUUCAGGAAUUCCUCCACCCUGUUGACCCACCAGCAGAUCCACACGGGGGAGAGGCCAUUCACCUGCUCUCAGUGCGGGAAGGGCUUCACCUGCUCCUCCGCCCUGCUGAGGCACCAGCGGGUCCACACGGGGGAGAGGCCCUUCAGCUGCCCUGAUUGUGGGAAGGCCUUUACACAGGCCUCCACCCUGCUGAGGCACCAGCGUAUCCACAUGGGGGAGAGGCAGUUCAGCUGCUCUCAAUGCAGGAAGAGCUUCAACUGCUCCUCCCACCUGCUGACCCACCAGCAGGUCCACAAGGGGGAGAGGCCCUUCACCUGCUCUCAGUGCGGGAAGGACUUUAGGUAUUCCUCCCAUCUGCUGACCCACCGGCGGGUCCACACGGGAGAGAGGCCCUUCAGCUGCCCCGAGUGCGGGAAGGCCUUCAGGUAUUCCUCCCAUCUGCUGACCCAUCAGCGGAUCCACACGGGAGAGAGGCCCUUCAGCUGCCCCAAGUGCGGAAAGGGCUUCAGCACAUCCUCCACCCUGCUGAGGCAUCAAUGGAUCCACACCGGGGAGAGGCCGUUCACCUGCUCUCAGUGCGGGAAGGGCUUCACCUACUCCUCCCAGCUGCGGAAGCACCAGCGAGUUCACGUGCCAUCGCAGGGGGAUUGAAGGAGUGAAGGCUGAGUGCCAUUAUCGAUUGGACUACCAACCCAUUUCCGGGGACUCCCGGGUUUGAAUCCCGCCAUGACAGAUGGCAGAAUUGGUAUUCAGUCAGAAAUGUGGAGUUCGAAAUUUAACAAUGAGACCGUUUCAGGGAGGGGGUGGUGCAGGGGAGAAAGCCCCCAUCUGAUUCCGUCUCCCUUGUUAGGGAAGGGAACCGCCAUUGUGGGAAAGGAUUCACUCAGUCGUUCCAGGGGAGAAACUUACUUGGAGACAGAGUAUGCGUUGAAAUUGCUGAGUGAGGCAAUACUUCCUCCGGGUUACGGCGGUACCAAGGAUCCAGUUACAAAGGGACAACUUGGUGCUGGCCAAUAUUAAAGACAGUGGGGGGACGGGGGAAACAGGGGAGGUGUGGUGUGUGCACUUUCACCUUGAGCUCAAAAAGCAACUUCUUUUUCUCUGCCUUUUUGCUGGGGGGAUCCAAAGCUGUAACAAAGUUGGGUUGCAAUAAAGGAUACCUGAACUUA
This is a messenger RNA of Hemiscyllium ocellatum (epaulette shark), 2204 nucleotides long. RefSeq names its product oocyte zinc finger protein XlCOF7.1-like. The record is from RefSeq and is a predicted model, not a curated record. Lineage: Eukaryota; Metazoa; Chordata; Chondrichthyes; Orectolobiformes; Hemiscylliidae.